CGCAUCUUUAAACAAUGUUAACGAAUGUAGAAAUUCACAUCAUUGUUAGAUCAUUCAGUGGGCUGAAAUUCGUGUUCCAGUUUCAAUAAAUAAUUGUUAAAGUACUGAACAUUAUUAAAAAAUCUGAACCAGUGCCCCUGAGGUCUGCAGUGUAUUCAAUACCUGGCCGGGUUUGGCCGACAGACAGGUAAAACCUGAACAAUAUGAAGAAGGUCAAAUAAAAUCGCUAUCAUGGCAUCUGAAGACAUUGCCCAAGGUCAAUAUGUCAUUGAAUGUGACAUCUGCAAACAACCAGUCUCGUUCUUCUGCAGACGAUGUGGGGUCAAUCUCUGCGAUCCUUGUGUUCCGGUACAUCUCCGGAUUAAGUCCAAGACCGGACAUGACGUCGUGGAUUACGCCAGUAGAGAUGAUAUUGACACAUCUACGUGCGAUUCUCAUCCACAGAACGAGUGUUCUGUGUACUGCCAGAUGUGUGAUGUUCCGAUAUGCACGGUUUGUGUUUUAAACAAACACAAAUCACACGAAAUGUCCGAGCUGUCAAAUAAAAUCGAAGAACUGAUGAAAACCAUUAUGAAAGAAAAUGAGCGACUUCAAAAAUAUAAAUGUGAACUUGAAAAAAUCUUAGAUCACACGACACAGAGAUUGCCUUCAUUAUCCAAACUUUACCAACACAAGAAGGAUGAAGUGACGUCACGGGGAGAGGAGUGGCACAGACAGAUAGAUAAAACCGUGAAGACGCUCCACCAGGAACUGGACGACAUGCAAAAGGAGCACGAAUCACUACUCCAGAAACAGAAACGAGAAUUGGAAGAGAUUUUAGGAAAAGUUGAUGAAACAAACACCGCGACAAUGAAACUGAACAAUUCACAGAAUGUUAUAGAAAUGAAGAGACUGAUACCAAUGAUUGAAAAGCAGGAAACUCCCUCGGAGAUUACACAGUACUCGUUUCCGGUGUUUUACAAAUGUGAAAUUGACGACAACUAUUUGAAAUCGUAUUUCGGAUACAUUGAGAAUAUACAAGAAAGAAAGAUUUCUCUGCCGAGAUUGAUAUCUGAAGACGCUGUGAUUUCGAAUCACAAAAUAUUAGAGGUGCCGAAAGUUAUCACAGCUAUAGACACAGGGUUUCCUGCUAGUGGAAAGCAUAACGAUCGUCUAUACGAUAUUGCUGUUAUUGAUGAUAACAGAGUGUGGAUGGGAGGAGCAAGUCAAACACUCAAGUUGUUUGAUUUCCAGGGAAACCUCCACGACACUGUCACUAUCACAACACGCGGUAUGUACCUCACUGUAUACAACAAGCAAGUGGUUUACACAGUAUCGGGCAGCAAUAAUACUGUGUAUAGAGUAGCCGCGGAUAAAACGAUCCAGACGAUGUUUACAACCGGGGAGUGGACACCACGCGGCAUCACGAGUACCGCGUCAGAUGACCUACUGGUCUGUCUCCAUAAAGAUGACCAGUACAAAGUCGUGCGAUACAGCGGUACUGGUACCGUACUCCAGGAAAUUCAGUACGACUCACAGGGCCAGCCUCUGUACGGAAAAACAAAUUACAUCACUGAGAAUGUCAACGGGGACAUCAUCGUAACAGACUGGAAGAAAAACGCUGUCAUUGCCGUCGAUAGAUUAGGAAUAUUUCGGUUUUCUUUCUCUGGGAGGGACACGCAAUUUAUCGGAUGCUGCGUCACUACUGAUCCUGCCGGUCACGUUAUCAUUACUGACCUUCGCGACAAGAUCCACAUGUUGGACAGGGACGGGCGAUUCCUGAGAUAUAUCAUUCCAGAUCAAGGGAUUAAUAAGCCACGCAGUGUGUGUAUUGUCGGGGACGGGGAGAUGUUUGUUGGGGAAAAUAAUACCGGCAUAGCAAAACGAAUAAAAUAUUCAGAGUAAUAAACAAAAUGAACUGUGUGCUGUCUCGUAUGAAAUAUGUUAUUAUGCAAUAAAUUGUGUAAAUUAA
This is a messenger RNA of Ostrea edulis (European flat oyster), 1951 nucleotides long. RefSeq lists its product as uncharacterized. NCBI's taxonomy places the organism in Eukaryota, Metazoa, Mollusca, Bivalvia, Ostreida, Ostreidae. The record is from RefSeq and is a predicted model, not a curated record. Gene Ontology annotation, molecular function: zinc ion binding. The transcript is spliced from 2 exons. Bases 232 to 1884 code for a protein of 550 amino acids.